Molecule: messenger RNA, 424 nt
Organism: Diversispora eburnea
Lineage: Eukaryota; Fungi; Glomeromycota; Glomeromycetes; Diversisporales; Diversisporaceae
Source: the annotation of a GenBank genome assembly
GGUCCUAUUAUUGAUAGAACCUACGAUAAUAUUCCAAAUGUUGAUAUAUUGCUCGGUUGUAACUCUCGUGGAUUAAAUUAUAAUCCAACUGAAUUACGUGCCAUAUCCACUAGAUGCCGGAGUAAUUUAAAAAAUUACCCUACUCGUUUUCGAAAGCGUUACUCUAGAAUGGCUACUGCAAUUAAUGAUCAUUUCGAAAGAAAUCCUGUCGUUUCAUCCUGUCAGUUAUCAAAUUCUUAUCGAAUAACACCAUUAAGAAUAUCAACUUCAGACGUAUCACGUUUACAACUCGAACUUAUAAACUUGCCAACACCUAGGUCAUUAGAAGAGGCCGAGACAAUGUUGUGUAAUAGACCUCUUCUUACAGAAGAAAACCCGAUUUUACACGAAGGAGACAACCCCGUGAAUCUUCAUGCAUCUACGG